AUGUACGAUAUUGAAGCCCUAAAAUAAGAAUAAAUAAAAGAAAAUUCAGUUAUUAAGGAUUUAAAUUAAAAUGGAGUCCUUACUAUUACAUUAAAUAGACAAUCUCGUUUAAACAGUUUAUAAAUAGGAAUGUAUGCAUUAAUUACUAACUUUUUAGAUGAAGCAAAUAAAAAUCCAUAAAUAAAAGUAGUAAUUUUGAAAGGAAAAGGAAAACACUUUUGUGCAGGAAAUGAUCUAUAAAAUUUCGAUACAAUUACUAAUGAUAAAGAAAAUUAGAAAAAAAGUUCCAUUUUUAUAUCAUAAAAUAUAUUAAUACCGUUUUGCUAAGCGUUUAUCAAUUUGAAUAAACCACUAAUUGCAGUAGUUUAAGGCGCAUGCAUUGGCGUUGCAUUUAAUCUUUUAGCUUUAUGUGAUGAAGUAUAUAUAACAAGCGAUUCUUUUUUUUAAGCGCCUUUAGUAAAACUUGCUUAAGGUCCAGAAAUGUGCUCUUCUUAUUUUUUCCCUAAAAUUUUUGGAUAUUAAUAAGCUUUUGAAAUUAUUGUUGGUGCUAAAAAACUUUCUUCGUCUGAUUUGGAGAAAUUUAAAAUGGUAAAUGGGGUGUUCAAUACUUAUUAAGAAGCUUUGGAUGUUUCGAAUCGUAGAGCAACUUAAAUUUGUGAUUAAGAUUAAGAAAGUGUUAUUGAGGCCAAAAAAUUAAUGAGACUAGAUAGAGAUAUAUUAAAUAAAACAAAUAUUGAUGAAAAUUUAAAUUUAUAAAUUAGAUGGUCUAGUGAUAAGUUAAUACCUACAAUAAUGAAAUUUUAUUGUGGUAAAUCUAGAUUAUGA
This is a messenger RNA of Ichthyophthirius multifiliis, 825 nucleotides long. RefSeq names its product peroxisomal trans-enoyl isomerase, putative. The transcript is spliced from 3 exons. NCBI's taxonomy places the organism in Eukaryota, Ciliophora, Oligohymenophorea, Hymenostomatida. The record is from RefSeq and is a predicted model, not a curated record.